This is a messenger RNA of Phalaenopsis equestris, 2767 nucleotides long. RefSeq names its product glucomannan 4-beta-mannosyltransferase 9-like. Gene Ontology annotation, cellular component: Golgi apparatus. Gene Ontology annotation, molecular function: mannan synthase activity. The transcript has 9 exons. Lineage: Eukaryota; Viridiplantae; Streptophyta; Magnoliopsida; Asparagales; Orchidaceae. The record is from RefSeq and is a predicted model, not a curated record. The coding region runs from base 676 to 2286 and encodes 536 amino acids.
UCACUCUCUGCGAGUCUACUUCAUUUAAUCCUCCGCCAAGUGGGAAAGAGGGAAGAAGAAGAGUAACUGAGGAAGAAGAAUUCUUCUUCUCUUUUCAGUUGUUGGAUUACAUCCCUUUCUUUGAUUUCAUUCACCGUUUACCAUUUACUCUCUUUGUUUUACCUGGAAUUGUCAUCUAAUCCACUUUGUCUGGCAUCGGGUGGGGCUCUCAGGAGAAGCGAGGCAUUGCCCCUCUCUUCUUCCUUCCCAUUUUAACCCGCAUUGCGCCUAUUGAUCUUUAUCAAGUGGUUGGGCCGUCGGAGAGGUUCUUUGUGGAGGAGAAGGGAAGAUUUCAGGGGAAGACUUUGGGUUAAACCCUAAUCUUCUCUGUUUUUCUUUCCUUCUUUCUUCAUCAUUCUGUUUCUGGAGUUCUGAUCCGAUAUUGAGUUGCUGACAAUCCAGCUCCACCACAUUCCCUUGCGUAAUUUCUCAGCAAAGCUGGUCUCCAGUUUAAAUUUGGGGUGAAACGGGGGGAAAGAGAUAGGAGCUUUUUGUCUUAAGCAAGGAAGGAGUAGAAACCCCCCCUUAUAUAUGCGUCUUUUUUCACCUAUUGGAGCAUUCCCGCCCUCUGUUCUUUAAUCUUGAACUGAAAUCUUGUCUUUUCGAGAUCUCAUCUAACCCUUUGCGGAUCGAGGAAUGGAGAGCGGGACUUCGUCGGCAACAUUGGGGAUACUUCCGGAGACAUUUCAGUUGGGGAGGGAUGACAUUGCCGGCCAGAUAGCGCUGAUCUGGGAGCAGGUGAAGGCUCCGGUGAUCGUCCCACUUCUGCGCGUGGCGACUUUUCUUUGUCUUGUGAUGUCGGUGAUGCUUUUCGUCGAGAAGGUAUACAUGGCUGUCGUCAUCGUCGCUGUCAAACUCUCCGGCCGCCGCCCUGAGAGGCGCUACAAAUGGGAGCCACUACAGGAGGACCUUGAGCUCGGGAACUCCGCAUUCCCCAUGGUUCUCGUUCAAAUCCCCAUGUACAACGAAAAGGAGGUCUACAAGCUCUCCAUUGGAGCUGCAUGCGGGCUCUCCUGGCCGUCCGAUCGGAUCAUCAUCCAGGUGCUUGACGAUUCUACCGACCCCAUCAUCAAGGAUCUGGUGGUGAUGGAAUGCGAGAGAUGGGCGAGCAAGGGAAUCAACAUAAAGUACGAGAUACGUGACAACCGGAACGGGUACAAAGCCGGCGCCCUGAAGGAGGGGAUGAAGCAUAGCUAUGUUAAGAGCUGUGAUUUCGUCGCCAUAUUCGACGCCGACUUCCAGCCCGAGCCAGACUUCCUCACCCGCACCAUUCCCUUCCUCGUUCACAACCCCAAACUCGGCCUCGUUCAGGCUCGCUGGAAAUUCUCGAACUCCAAUGAAUGUCUGAUGACUAGGAUGCAGGAGAUGUCCCUGGAUUACCAUUUCACUGUUGAGCAGGAGGUUGGGUCCUCCAUAUAUUCCUUUUUUGGCUUCAAUGGGACUGCUGGGGUGUGGCGGAUAUCAGCUCUAAAUGAAGCAGGAGGUUGGAAGGAUCGGACCACCGUAGAGGACAUGGACUUGGCUGUUCGAGCAAGCCUCAAAGGUUGGAAAUUCGUAUACCUAUCAAAUCUUAAGGUAAAAAAUGAAUUGCCGAGCACCUUCAAAGCUUAUCGAUAUCAGCAACACAGGUGGUCAUGUGGUCCUGCAAACUUGUUCAGGAAAAUGCUUAUGGAGAUUGUAAGAAACAAGAAAGUAUCUCUAUUUAAGAAAAUACAUGUGAUCUACAAUUUCUUCUUUGUUCGAAAAAUUGUUGCUCAUAUUGUCACCUUUGUGUUCUACUGUGUGGUCAUCCCGGCAACUGUCUUAGUUCCUGAAGUAGAAGUUCCAAAGUGGGGUUCAGUCUAUAUCCCAUCCAUCAUCACCCUUCUUAAUGCUGUUGGAACUCCAAGAUCUCUCCACUUGAUAGUAUUCUGGAUCCUUUUUGAGAAUGUCAUGUCUUUGCAUAGAACAAAGGCUACCUUUGUAGGCCUCUUAGAGACCAGCAAGGUUAAUGAAUGGAUAGUCACUGAGAAGCUAGGUGAUGCGUUGAAGACGAAAACCAUUGCUAAAGCAUCUAAGAAAAUGAAAAUUCGGAUCGGCGAUAAGUUACAUGUGUUGGAGCUAGGGGUGGGAGUCUUCCUCUUCUUCUGUGGGUUCUAUGAUUUGGCAUUUGGGAGGAACCAUUACUUCAUAUAUCUGUUUCUCCAGGGCUUGGCAUUUUUUGCUGUAGGUUUUGGUUAUGUAGGCAUAUAUGUCCCACACUCCUGAAACUGAAUGAUGGCAAUUCCUUGAAUAUUGCAACUAUAGGCGUUAGAAUCCUCCUCCAGCUUGUUAUUUUGUUAAGGGCCGGGCUGUAGUCAUGAGAAGUCGCGUACCGGAUAAGUUAUUUUGUGAAUAUUUAGGUACCAGAGCCAUGGCUAUAGAAUUGUAUAAGACUUCAAAGACAAAAGCAAAGAAAUAGGAAGUUUUGCAUUUUAUGCAGAAGCAUAUCGAAGCAGCCACAGCAGAAAAGAAGAAAGAUUCCUGAUAUUGGAAGCUGUGCAGAGUGGUGGCAAACACGCAAACACCCUCUAGUUUGAUUUUGUAUUUUGCUCUGUAAUUUUGUUUCUUUAUUAAAAAAAUUAAAAUAAGAAGAUAACUUAUAUUGUCAUCAGUCAUGCUGGGUGUCAUUUUUUUUUUCUUUUUUGGCCAAUAAGUGUCUUGAAUUUGGUAUCAUUGUAAUAAUAAGAUUUAUUUCCAAUUUUAUUAA